This is a messenger RNA of Dendronephthya gigantea, 1868 nucleotides long. RefSeq lists its product as uncharacterized. NCBI's taxonomy places the organism in Eukaryota, Metazoa, Cnidaria, Anthozoa, Malacalcyonacea, Nephtheidae. The transcript has 11 exons. The record is from RefSeq and is a predicted model, not a curated record. Bases 1 to 1818 code for a protein of 605 amino acids.
AUGAAUGUCCUGAUUUUAUUUGCCUCAAAUGAAGUAAAGAGUGUGGAUAUUCAAACAGGCGGCUAUGACCCUGGCUCUUGUAGCAAAUCGGAAAGUGGUUCAUUAAAAUUGAUUAAAAAUCGCUUGAACUUUGACAAACUGUUAAUUUGCACCGAGCAAAAUGGAGUUUUUGGUUGGAAAACAACGGACGGUUCUAAUCCCUUUGGCGAAUAUUUCAACCCCGGAUACGACUGUACGGAUAUUCUGAAUAAGAAUUUUGAAGCUAGAGAUGGAUUUUAUUGGAUACAUUUGAAUCAGAGUGUUCCCAGGAGGGUCUAUUGUGACAUGACUACAGACGGAGGGGGAUUUGCGCUAAUUGGUAAACUCGAUAGUUCUGUCACAUGGAAUGCUCCAUCCAGAAACACAACAGUUGAUCCGUUUGGUGAAGCUCAGUGGUCAAGUGAUCUCGGUGACGUUCAAGUUCUUGACUUCAGAAUACAAGUGUCGGCAGAAGAAAAUUUGAUUAAAUCAAAUGCUCACUGGUCCUACAGACUGCGAAAUACACGUCCUCUUAAGAACAUAAUGAUCAUUAAUCAGGGGGGUUGUGGCGCAUCAUCACCAGGCAUUGGUGACAUCGAUUACGUCAAAGACCUCCGGACCGAGAAAAUUGUUACGACGAAAUUCCGUUGCUCACAAUUUGGACUGAAUGUGCAUUAUCGUAUUUCUCUAACGAUAGGAUGGGCAAUGAUAAAUGAAUGCUUCAAAAAACAAUGUCCUUAUGGUUUUACUUUCAACCAAAGAUUUCGUAAUCGAAUGACCACGUCAGGAUCUUUUAGCUACAGCGUGGUAAGCAGUACAUCAGGAAUACGUCAUAAUUCAACCGCAUUCAUCGGCUGUAACAAUACAGUGUGCUGCAGCUGCUCUAGCCCACCAGAUAGCACAGAAGAUCUCUGUGGCACCGAUUGUAAGGCAAAACCUGGAGCAACUUUGAUAAAGCAUGUUUACUCGUGGUACUGGGUGAGGUCAUCUUCUCCAAAAAAAGUUUGGAACAGAUGUCCAUGCAAAAGUUCAGGAUCCAUCGAAGACGACCUGAUACCGCUUAAGCUUAGAGUAAACGCCGCUCUUUUGAAGCUUGCAGCUCGUUUGGAUAACUUGACUCAAGCGCCGGAAACUAAAGAAACUGGUAUUAGAACGUACGCAGUAGAUUGCGCCCAUUAUUACAAGUCAGGUGUGACACAAGAUGGUGUUUAUACCAUCGAUCCUGAUGGACAGGGACCAUUUCGAGUUAGAUGUGAUAUGAGCAGAAACGGUGGUGGCUGGACCGUGUUCCAGAAAAGACAUGAUGGAAGUCAAAAUUUUUACCGUGGAUGGUCAGACUAUAAAGCAGGCUUUGGUGAUCUUUACGGCGAAUUCUGGCUAGGCUCUGAUAAAAUACAUCGUUUGUCCAAAUCUGGUCAAAACGUUUUAAGAGUAAAUUUGAUGGAUUUCGAUCACGUUGAACGAUACGCUAAAUACGGAACGUUUCGUGUGGCUGACGAAUCAGACAAAUACAGAUUGACUAUUGGCAGUUAUUCAGGUAGCGCUGGUGAUUCCCUGGCUCAUCACAAUCAAAUGCAGUUCUCUACCAAAGAUCGUGAUAAUGAUGCUAGUAAUGGCGAUUAUAAUUGUGCUGAAUACUACAAAGGAGCUUGGUGGCACGAGGACUGUUAUGAAUCCAGCCUAAAUGGCGUUUAUCUCGAUGCAAAUCAAUACAGAAACGACACCGGAAUAAGAUGGAACCGAUGGAACCUUUAUUCUUUCAAAAAGACGGAGAUGAAAAUUCGUCCAAAUCAGUUUUAAGAUAUUUCUUCACAACCAUAGAGUAACUAGCGCUGAUUCACUUGCUGUUU